AUGGUAAACGCACAAUACAUGCCGUUUAUUCAAGAUGCUCGAUACAAUAAACAGACCAAAGCAAUCGAUAUUCAAGUUCAGUACAGUGGUGGUUGUGCCGAACAUGAAUUUCAACUCAAAGUUGGCUCUUGUCGAGAAACUUAUCCUGUUCAAUGUGAUGCGAAGUUGAUCGACUUAACAGUAAACGAUUAUUGCGAUGCGAUCGUCUCUCGUGAAGUUUCGAUCAGUACUCAAUCGAUUGGCUUAGAUGAUGGUUAUUACGCUGGNAAUAAACAGACCAAAACAAUCGAUAUUCAAGUUCAGUAUAGUGGUGGUUGUGCCGAACAUGAAUUUCAACUCAAAGUUGGCUCUUGUCGAGAAACUUAUCCUGUUCAAUGUGAUGCGAAGUUGAUCGACUUAACAGUAAACGAUUAUUGCGAUGCGAUCGUCUCUCGUGAAGUUUCGAUCAGUACUCAAUCGAUUGGCUUAGAUGAUGGUUAUUACGCUGGUGCAACUAUUCAAAUUUAUGGGGGCGCGAAUACAAAAGCUAAGUUUGUUCUUUCGUAA
Adineta ricciae is the source of this 546-nucleotide messenger RNA. Lineage: Eukaryota; Metazoa; Rotifera; Eurotatoria; Adinetida; Adinetidae. The record is from the annotation of a GenBank genome assembly.